UCAGUGACCAUGCCAACCUCCUCCACACAACUUUCAUCCCUGGAGUCUACCAACACCACCCAGCAGCCCAACUCCAGCAUGUACUUGUUCUCCAAGUUCAUCCACCCUGACACAGAACUGUACAGAGAAUUUUACAGCCUGUGGAUUGCCCUGCUGGUAGUCAAUGCCAUCAUUUUCCUGGUGGGUGUUGUGCUGAACAGCUUGGCCUUGUACGUCUUCUGCUUCCGUACCAAGACAAAAACCACCUCAGUUAUUUACACCAUCAAUCUGAUUGUUACUGAUCUCUUGGUGGGUUUUUCCUUGCCUGUCAGGAUCAUCAUGUUCUAUAGUGCAGGGGACUGCCUGAACUGCUCCUUGGUUCACAUCUUUGGCUACUUUGUCAACAUGUACUGCAGCAUCCUCUUCUUGACCUGCAUCUGCGUCGACCGCUACCUGGCAAUCGUGCAGCUGGAGGCCUCGCGGAGAUGGAGGAACCCGACCUGUGCCAAGGGGAUCUGCAUCUUCAUUUGGAUCUUUGCCACUGUGGUGACCUUCUCCAUCCUCACCAUGGCCAUACAGUUUGCUGCCUGCUGCCUCUCCAAGAUCCUGGUCCUGAUGGUCUGUGAGUACUUCUUCCCCCUCGUCAUCAUCAUCUUCUUCACCACCAGGAUUAUGGGCGCCCUCUCCAAGCCCAGCCUCAUGCACCAGAGUCGGGAGAGGAGGAUGAGGGCUGUCCAGCUCCUGAGCACCGUCCUCAUCAUCUUCAUGAUCUGCUUCACUCCUUUCCACGUCCGACAAGUAGCCAUCUCCAUCAACCCAGACAUGCCCCACGAUGUCAGCCUCCUUGUCUACCACGUGACAGUCACCCUGAGUAGCCUCAACAGCUGCAUGGACCCCAUUGUCUACUGCUUCGUGACCAACAACUUCCAGUCAACCAUGAAAAACAUCUUCAGGAAAAGAGAGCCAGAGCAAAGCAGUGUGGACAUCCUGGGCAUGAGCAAGAACUCCAAAGGUUCUAAUGCAAUCAUUGCCUUCUCAAACAAAAUAGGGAGCCCCAUGAAUUUGCCAUCAUCCCCAAGCAGUGUCCAGAUAUAA
This is a messenger RNA of Calypte anna (Anna's hummingbird), 1074 nucleotides long. RefSeq names its product G protein-coupled receptor 20 (gene GPR20). The transcript has a single exon. The coding region runs from base 10 to 1074 and encodes 354 amino acids. Gene Ontology annotation, cellular component: membrane. The record is from RefSeq and is a predicted model, not a curated record. Gene Ontology annotation, molecular function: G protein-coupled receptor activity. Gene Ontology annotation, biological process: positive regulation of Rho protein signal transduction; phospholipase C-activating G protein-coupled receptor signaling pathway. NCBI's taxonomy places the organism in Eukaryota, Metazoa, Chordata, Aves, Apodiformes, Trochilidae.